CGUAGCUGGGCAUUGCAACAAGACCUCGGGCUUAGAUGCAAAGGAUUCGAAUAACAUGUAACUCCAUGCAUCAUGUUUGUCCAAUAGCUCUGUCAGCACUCCAGACUAGUCGGUAUCCGGCAUCGUAGACAUGCGCCCCAUCCCAGGCCAGCAUCAUGAUUACAACUGUGGAGCAGCCACGCCACUCGCCAUAAACAAUCCUCAACCCAAGAAGCAACGACUCAACUCAAAACAGAACGACAGCACAGCGGGAGAAAGCCAGACGAGGUACGAGUCAACCAAUUUCGAAGCUGUGCAGCAAUCAUGCAGUAAAUCGUCUGGAUAUUUAUCAUUCGAGCUGCACAUGCGUGAUGCAGUGUUUAACCGAUACAGCCUUUAGAAUCCGCAAUAAGUACGCAAUUCGUUAGCCUUAACAUGACGCUUCUUUUUCUCGCCUAACGUUUUCUAUACAGUUUCAGAAAUGGUACACGCACCUUUCCCCGUUUCUCGGUAUCGUUGUCCUUACGGAGUUGCGGUCAUGUGGCCUUUUACCUUGUUGUCAAAGAAGGUGACCGUGUUAGAGGAUGGAUCUGGUUACCAGUCUUGGUAUAUCACGUCCAUCAAAAUUGAAGAGAUGAUUAAAUGUAGACCCUCAAUUGAAAACGUGAAGAGAAUCAUUCGCGAGUAGGCCAUCGGUCCUGAAGUACUUCAAGUACUGAAACUCGAUCAUGAUGGUCAAGCAUGGUCAUGCCAAG
Messenger RNA from Serpula lacrymans var. lacrymans S7.9, 734 nucleotides. RefSeq lists its product as uncharacterized. NCBI's taxonomy places the organism in Eukaryota, Fungi, Basidiomycota, Agaricomycetes, Boletales, Serpulaceae. The transcript is spliced from 3 exons. The coding region runs from base 131 to 379 and encodes 82 amino acids. The record is from RefSeq and is a predicted model, not a curated record.